AUGGUGUGGCGGGGGACUCUUGUGCGCACUGCAGACGUGGGCGUGGAUGUUUGCGUGAUACGCAAGGCCGGGGCAGGAUCUUCAUCCGACAUCGGACGAUGGGAGACCUCAACACGAGUCCACGCAUGUCCCGAGCAGGAGCAGCACCGCACGUCGCAGCGUCAGUACCUCCUUUACGGCCCUACCGGUAUGGCCAUAGUCUCCCUUGGACGAGAUAACAACCGAUACUAUGCCAGGAGGCCACGGAACGUCAACAGCGCCAGUAUACACGCACACUUUUGUGUAAAGAGUACGGCUCUAGUGGGGUGUGCCCGCGAGAAUAGGACGUAG
Messenger RNA from Peniophora sp. CBMAI 1063, 330 nucleotides. The record is from the annotation of a GenBank genome assembly. Lineage: Eukaryota; Fungi; Basidiomycota; Agaricomycetes; Russulales; Peniophoraceae.